AUGGUAAAUGUUGAUGAAAAAAAUUAUGAGUCAGUACGCAGCUUCUCAGACGAAUUCCUCCAUUUGGAAGAAGAUUUUCUGAAGAACGAUGCAAUUUCUUUGUUCUGCACACAAUUUGAAGCAAUAAUUGUUAAAAGUCACUGUUCCAAGCAAGAAGCUUGGUAUUAUCUAAAAAAAUUACAAGAGCUUUCCGCUUGAAUGCUUAAUUCUGAUUUUCUUUCAUCUAGUUUCAAUCUAUCCAAUAUAUCACCUGUGAAUCUCGACUAUACAUUAGACGUCACUGAAGACAUCAGUCAUCCUUCAUUUAAUGAACAUCCUCUCAGAACUAGCAGCCGAGCAUCAGGACUUCCACAGGUACGCUGCUGUAGAUUAAAUAUACUACUUUCUCGUAACACCAUUUUGUGAGUGGUAAAUAAAUGUUGAUAAUUCAUGAAGAAAAUUCAAAAGAAAUUAAUGUUUGAUCAAUAUUUCUUUUGUCCUUUUUUACAAAAACUUUAGCCUUUGAUUUUCCCGGUUAAAAUGAACCAUAUCGCCAAAAUAGGCGUGGCUCUUUCGUCCUACACCCGUAAAAAUCACACAUCUGCCAACAAGCCGUCAACAAGUUGUGUUCGCACUGCUCGUUCCAUCUUGUAACAACCUUGUUGAUAUUAUCACACUUGUUGCAAGGUUGUUCCAACAAGUCCAAUACAGUCAUCAUAUAACAAUAUUGUCACAAUCUUGUGUCGUGUUGAAGUUUAUUACGUACACUUCUGUAAAAAUAUGAGCACGGAAAUAGUUUGGCCAACUUAGGCCAAUAUAUAUGAUUGUGUAUUAAAUUAUUGUAGGAUGCAACGUUCCCAAGUUCUCGGCCAGCUACAGCUAUGGGAGUGGUAUUUGAAACUGGAAGUAUGAGUAGCUGUCUUCUGUCAGAUGGUUUACCAUUUACUGUGGAACCCAGUCAAGGUCGUAUCCCUGCUGGUGAAUCUGUUUUUAUCAAUGUCAGGUUUGCACCCAGUGACAUAACCGAAUACCAAGGACUUCUGAAAUUUACGUAAGUAUUGAAAUAUAAAUAUUGUUAUCGUAAUUCUUAUUAACCCUACCCCCGGGUGGUUUAUUUGCUGCUACGUAUGAGGGAGGGGGGAGGGGGUUAAUUGAAAUGGAAGCUUUAAACAAUUAGAGGUUUAUUGAUUUUCCUGCAACGCACUAGUGGUACGUUCGCACGCUGCGAUUUCUCGGGCCGAUAUUAGGUUUUGUUGUAUGUUAAUGACGAAUAUUUUUAUUUGGUGUUGUCUCUGACAACGUAUGCCACGUGUUUUUCAAAUAUCAUUAUUAAAGUGCAUCUGAAUUCAUGUCUUUCAUCAUAAAACUUGCAUGAGACGAACCCCCUUUUCUUGGCAUUGAACGAGUUAACCCAACCAGUAAUAUAACUCCUAUUUUGUCAACCACUUCUGCAAUUGACUGUUAUUUCACAAGCACGCUUACAGGAAAAAAACCCAAAAAAAACACAAAAAAACGUUUAAGUGCUGUUCGCGUGAGGACAUGGCGAAAAUUCUUGGAAAGUAAGAUGGACUGUGUAGUAGCUUUCGAAAAUAUUCAAUGUGCUGCGUGAUUUGAACAUAUUCUUCCGUGUGUCUAAUAUGUGAUUCGGUAAAAGAAAUGUUGGAAAGAAUUACUGUAGAAUGUUGUUUUAGCAACGUGACCUCUGAUGUUUAAUUGAGUGCAAAGCUCAUUAAUUAUUCACUAAACAUCUAAUUAUCUUUCAGCAUUCCCAACCUGCAUCCUGAUUCCUCACCUCCAGAGAUCAAGUUAAAAGGUCGAAGUCUGCUUCCAUAUUGUCAUUUCGAGCUAGACGAGUCUGACUACAUCACCGGGGGGCGUCGGAAUCCUGAAUUGCCAGGUCCGGGGGGUGCUCCCCCUGGAACUAUGCUUAAUCCCAAUACUAAAGUCAUCGAGUUCCAGUCAUGUGGUGUUAAAGUCAAGGUUGUAAGGUAGGACUAACCAUUGUUGGUCGAUACUCGAGACAUAGUUUGGAAACGUGGCGAACUUCAAUGUCUCUCUAAUGAGCUACGAUUUUAUGUUGAGACGGCUUCACUGUCAGAGUUUCCAACAGAAGCCGGUUGUAAAAAAAUCCAAUGCCGAACAUUUCAAAGAAUCUUAGACAGUUUUGAAGAGUAAACUAAGUCAAAUAAAAUUCCCUUUCGAUUUCUGUCAUUUUGCUCAUAUAUCAGUGACGUAGCUUAUGAUGACAUUUUAGUUGAAAAUGACUUUUAUUAUUUAACAAUUAUUCGCCGAAGGCGAAGUGAUUACCGGUGAAUAUUCACCGAGACGAAGUCGAGGUGAAUAUUCACCGUAAUCACUGAGCCUGAGGCGAAUAAUUGUUUUAGUAUAAAUUUUUAAUGAAUAAAACAAAAUAUCCAAGUUAUCCAACUAUAAGUUUAAUUAAAAUUCAGAAAUAAAACUGUUUUCGACCGGUUUACGGUUUUAAUAGUGUUGCAGUGUUUCUUGUACACGCACGCUUUCAAAAUGGCUUCCUGUGCGACUUUAUUGCUUUAUUACAAAGUUAUUUUUCUCGAUUUCUGCUUAGAAUAUAAACACAAUGAUGGAAUGACUUUUUUACCAGACUUAGAAUUAAAAAAUAGUUUCUGUUUAGCAUUAAUUUGUUCAGGAAAUGGCUGAGAAAUUUGGUAAAAUGAAAUGUAAAACUAUAUCGUUCAAAUUAAUAUAAAAGUUUUAAUACACUUUUCACUUUACAAGUUUUAAAAACACAAAUAGUACAAUACAGCGAAAGGACACCAUACAGCACAAUGAAAACACGACAUAGUCAAAAGAAAUAGUAUCGUACAAAUUGAGAUAUUUAUAGGAUACAAAACAAAAUUGUUUUAAAAAGAAUAUCACGGCUUUUAAAAAGUCGGGAUAUUUUUUGCUAUUUCAGAUUUACGUUUGAAGCGAAUGUUUCGGAGUUUUAAAUAAGUUUUAAAUUGUCCGUGAAUAUGUUUGACACAGUAAUAUAAUACUAAAUCCUACCUUUCAAGUUAAAUACAACAUUUUGUGCUUUUUUUCUUUUUCUGGGACGAUUUUUUCAAUAUUUUGUCGAUUUUGAAACCAAAUUUGCCGAAUCAUUCUUUUUGAAAAGCAUUAUUUACUACCCAGGUGGUAAAUAAUGCCUCAGAUUUACUAGUCAACUAGCCAAUCAGAACGCGCGAAAGCUCAUUUGAUAUGCAAAAUUUAUACUAAUGCUCAUUAUUGUGUUGAAAUAAAAAAAAGUGAUGAACUGAUUUUUUCAAUUAUCCAUCGUAUGAAAAAUAAUACAGGUUAAGGAUUGAGGUUAACACAGGGUUUGAUUGAGAAACGUUCUAGCACCCAAUUGAAAGUAGCGGCUGUCCCACCUUGAAACGUAAGCGUUGUAUACAAGACGUGAUAAUCUGUAUUUUGCCGUUUCUUUUCUGCUCAUUUUCCUGUAUUAAUAUGAUAUUAUUAGCCUUCCUCGUUGCACUUUCGUCCAGCUUGUUCAGGUUCUUAAUAACAGCAGUUCUUUAUAAAUUUAAAAGUGUAAAAUUUAAGGUUGUUUCUUGUCAGGUCCCCGUACUAAAUUAUCGAAUUGAGAGCAUCAAUUUUGAAAUUGGUUAAAUAUUACAGAUACAGAGGCCAAAUGAUUAAAUGGUUUAUGCACAUAUGAGCAAAUUUUAAAUAUUUGUUAUCGUUAACCCACAAGAUUAUAAACCCUGUAUUGUAGAAACGCAUUAUACAGUGUGAUGUCUUACUGGGUCUGUUGUUCACUGUAUUAAAUUUAUAAACUCCAUUGGUAUUUACAGGGAAUUCUACAUCAUCAAUCCAACCGACAUGGAUCUAAAUUUCAUCUGGACACGAGAAGACCCCUCAGACAGUGGUCCGGCAAAUUUCACGUGCACUCCGAAGACAGGCCUUAUUGAAAGCGGCAAAAAGAUUCACAUGAGGUUUGAAUAUAUUUCAAACAACCUUGACUUAACUGAAUCAUUCUGGAGGUUCUUCAUUCAAGAGCACAAUAUAUCAUUGCCAUUUCUACUGGUUGGACAUACCACUGAACCUGUUGUAUCGCUGGACCGCUCACACUUUAAUUUCCGUGAAAUACUUAUCGGUAAGAUGUCUUCUUUUCUAAGCCUCAGGGUAUGAGUACACAACAUUUUGUCGGGCAGAAUUAAGAUUUUUCCUAUAUUAUCAUUUCAAGACUUACUGCCAGUCAGGCUUUUAGCCAGGGUCCUGAAAGAGGGCGUCCAAUUUUGGUAUAACGAUAUAUCUACAGUAAAGGGAGAAGGGGGGGGGGGGGUUCGAUAACACAUUACUCUGUGGAAAACCUUUGAAGUUUACGUUACUUCAUGUCAGUAUCUGUUCCAAGCUUGGUCGAAAUUUUUCAAACACAGUUAUCUAUGACAUGAAAAUUCAGCCAGGUACACCAUCAAAUUGAUCAAACUGUCUAAUGUAUAAUAAUAAUAAUGAGAAUUGAAGCUAUUUCGUUUCAAAUAUAUUAAUAUACUUAGGGAAAUAAUUGAAAAUAGUUUCCCUUUUCCCCAGAAUUUGGGCGUGCAAAGGCCCAUUUUUCGUUCUAGGGGCGUCGCAGGACGCCUGGACGCCCUUCUGGCUAAAAGCCUGCUUCCAGUAUCUGUUUCUCCGAUUUUUUGUGUUGCUUCAUUUCUGAACUUCUGUUCAAAACUAACGGCCAGACAAAUUCUGAAAAGAAUAUCAAACUAAAUAACCUGCUAGUGACCAGACAAAUUCUGAAAAGAAUAUCAUACUGAAUAAUUUGCUGACCAGACAAAUUCUGAAAAGAAUAUCAUGCUGAAUAAUUUAGAUGAUGCGAAGUGACCUUUUCCGCUUAUCACGUCAGCAAAAUUUACUGGAAAACGGGCUUUCGGCCUCUACGUCAUUUUCUUCGGUCGUAUGGUGGCAGCCUAAACUCUCCCAGUGUUUGCAAAGUGUCCGCUGCUGGAUCUGGAUCUGUCCCAAUACCUACUCACAAGCAGGGAUGGAUCCAUCAUGAUCUGGUGGUGGUGGUGGUUGUGUGUGUGUGUGUGUGUGGGGGGGGGGGGUGCUCUGCCUGCUCUGGUGCCAAGUUGUAUACAUACAUACAAAACUUUAUUUAAACCACGCUAGCCUCAAGGCUGGUUUCCAUGAGGGGCGUGAAAUUACCUAUUUACAAGAAAUUAACUAUAUACAAGAAAUACAAAAUAUAAAAAAAAGUAUCAGCCGUGUGUGCCGCCUGCCCAUCAACAUACUAUAUUUGAAUACUAAUUGUUCUUCACAGUUCGCUUAUCAUCAUGUUAUUGCUCAAAUUACUGUAUCUGAUUUUGUCUCUAUUAUUUUUUUAUUUAUCAUGAAAAAUAGCACCCCCCCCCCCUGCACCCCUAACAGUCCUUUGGCAAUGCACUGGAAAACAUUUUUUAAAUCCAUAUAAGGUCAUAGAACGGAAAUUUUAUGGACCUUUAUUGGAAAUAGAAGGGAUUUUGAUCAUCCAUAAUAAUUGUAUAUUUCAUACUAUGGAUACAGUAUCGAAAUAGUAAGGAUAUGAUAUGGAUUUAGUGGUGCAAAUGUAAAUUUCAUAGUAUGGAUUUCACAUUUUUUCCAGUGAUGGGCUCUUUAAUGUCAAUUUAUAUCUCAAACUUUCAUCACUUUUGUAGGUUUUCCUGCAGAGCAAACUGUGUAUCUGGUGAAUGAAGAAGAAAAAGCAUUUAGCUUCUCGUUUAAUGAAGAUUCUUGCUAUGCUGAAGCUCAUGCUGCUCAAUUGUUUGUUGAACCCAUGUCUGGAUCCAUUCCGGCUAAAUCAAGGUAGAUUAGUCGUAUUUUUGCAGACGAAAUAUCCACAGCUGAGCAACCAAUCAAAUUGCACGAAAAGCACUAUCCGAGUAUGUAACCUCCUCGGUUAGUUUUACCAAAGCUCUAAACCAUGCACCCCUACUAAGAAAUAUACGUUUCUCUUGUCAUCACAUAUAGAGUGCCUAUAAUACUGCGCUUCACACCUACUGCCCAGAAAGAGGUCAACUUCAAUGUGGUGUGUAAAGUGAAAAAGAAGACCGUGCCUCUCACGUUGAAUGUUAAAGCAGAAGGUUUCGCCAUGAAAGUUUCUUUGAUUUGUGAAGACUCCGCUGGGAAUAAAAUAGAGCUAACAUCAUCAGGUUGUAACAGAAUACAGUUUGCUGAGGUAUGUACCGUGAAAUGCUGUUUACAAUAUAGUCAUGCACCCUAUAUGUUUACUCUUAUCUAAGGCGAGUAGCGAAAAACAAGAUGGCCGCACAAAAAUUACUAGAAAGGGGGGGGGGGGGAUUCGCGUUAGAAAGGAAUAGAUGUACUAGAAAAAAACUUGUAGAAACUGCUUUCAAUGCAAGUUUUUAAAAGGAUUAUUAUAUAUCGAAAGAGCAGCGAAAAAAGCAUGUUCAUGAGAAUAUGAAUUGCAGAAAAGGUUACAGCGAUAAACAAUCAAUACGCACUUACGUCUUUGGCCAUAGUGGUAAUUACUUUAGAACCAUUGCCUAGAAGCGUGGCAUAUAAAUGAGUAAUCAUGCUUUGAAUAGGGAUGACGGUCCAUAUUUUCCAGAGGAAUACAUGCAUCUUAUUGGCAGAUGACGUCAUCCCUUUGGUAUAUAAGAAGCCACAUUGCAACUUUAGAUUACUCCUGAUGAAGACACCAGAGUGUCGAAAUGUUGGAUCGUGAUUACAAUUCGACUGGGUUUUGUAUUUAUUUAUAUAUAAACCAGAGUAGCGAGAAAAACAUGAUUGAUAUGCGUCGUUGCCGUGAACGAACAAACUUUAAACUUCUACGACAAGGUUAUAUUGCCAAAACUCAAUUAAAUGUCUUUUUCUAGGUCGAGAUUAACGAGAGAGCACUUCGUCAGCUGUUUGUUAUUAAUUCUGGAAAAUUUAAUUUCGACUUCACGUGGGAUUUGCAGAACAAAAGCAAGUUAAGGCACAAGAAUAACAAACCGGUAGUUUCGAUCGGGCCACAAAAAGGCACUGUUUCGCGUAAUUCACGUAAAAGAUGUAUGCUAACAUUCUGCCCACCUGGAAAGUGUACUUUGCAAAACUGUACUCUUAUGUUGAAGGUGAGAAAAAUUAUGCAUGGAGUUUUUGUGGUAUGGUAUGAUAUGGUAUCGCAAUAAUCGUAUCGUAUUGUUUUGUGUGAUAUGGUAUGGUUUAGUAUGUCAUUGGUAUGGUAUAGUGCCUUCUGGCAUGGUGUGGCAUGGUAUGGUGUAGUGUGGUGGGGUAUGUUAUGACAUGGUAUUGUUUUGUGUGAUAUAUAUGGUAUGAUAUUUGUGUGGUGUGGUUUGAUAUGGUUUGACAUGUCACAUAUGGUUUGUACGGGUCGUGGAAAGUCAUGGAAUUUCAUUAUUUCGAAAUCCAGGCCUGGAAAUCAUGGAAAGUCAUAAAACAUUGAGAAUUUACAGCCUCGUACCCAGGCUCUUUCGUAAUUAAUAGCGUUCAGAGCUCUGGGUGAGCAACUAGGCCCGCAGGGAUUUUUAGGGAGGUUCCCAAGAUUCCCCGCGCGCCUAAAAGCUCACCUAAAGCUCUGAACGCUAUUAAUUACGAAAGAGCCUGGGUACGAGGCUGGAGAAUUUACAUGAGCAAAAUUUUCCUUUAUUUCCAUUGAUUAUUAGUCGUAACAAAAACAUGAAUUGCAGCAAGUGUUAUAGUUUGCGCGAAGUACCGUAGUUUCUUUAGCCGCAUGUAAAGGUUUGACCUGUGUUUCCUGUGGAUAUUUGGUCUUGGAAUGGUGUUCGGAAUAGUCAUGGGAUUUCUGUAAAUGGUCGUCGAGGGUGAUGAAAAAGUCAUUAAAUUUUAAAUCGGAUAAGGCAUACGAACCCUAUGGUCAUGAUAAGCAUGCAGGUCUUGUUGUGUGUGAUACAGUAUGGUUUAGUAUAUCAUGGUACGGCAUAGUGCCCUAUGGUAUGGUAUGAUGUAUGGUAUGGUAUGGUAUGGUAUGGUAUGGUAUGGUAUGGUAUGGUAAGCCACAAUUUUCAAGUUGCUAAAUUCGACUGCUCAUCUCUUUCACAUUUCAUUUUCUUAUGUUUAGAUAACAAAUGGACCAACCUACAAUAUUGAAAUCACUGGUAGCGGCAUUCGUCCAUCUUUGAAGUUCUCUUUCAAUCGUUUCGACUUUGGUCCAUGCUUUCUGUACCGUGCUGGUAUUGCGCCCCAGAGGAGCAUUUUGGUCAUCACCAACGAAGACAGCAAAGACAUCAAGUAAUUAUUAUACCUAACUUUAAAAGAAAAAAAGGCAUUCAAAACAUGAAGAUUCACAUUUAUGUGCUGCAGUUUAGCAAGUACCCUAUUUGGUCAUGCAAGCAUUGUGCUAAAUCGUCUGGCGUUAAAUAGAGUAAAAUAAUAAAGUAGGGUGCAUUUGGGCGUAAUGCAAAUGAAUGGAUUAACUAGACACAUGGACAAUUGUGACAUUGUGUAAUUUAGUUAAAUUGGAACAUUGUGCAUGUGAUUUAGUUAAUGUAAAGAAACGUUUUCGGAGAUUUCUAGUCGGUCCUGAUGUGGCGCUAAUGCUUUAUACUUUCUAUUCCAGCGUUCAUUGCAAAUACGAGAAUACGGCCUUCCUAGAGUUACUGUCACAGCCAUCAGUAUUAUUACCCGGAGAAAGCUCAGAAAUCGACAUCUUAUUCUAUCCCAGAGAAUGUAAACAUUAUCAUGAAGUCAUUCCGUUUGAAAUCAACGGUCUGUCCUUAAUGUCUGUUGAUAUACUUGGGCAAGGAACAGAAAUUAAGGUACGCUUUUUACGCAGUCAACUUUUCUUAUUUAUGAGGAGAUCAUCACAGUAUGUGGUCUAAACCUGCAAGACUUGGUAGAGCGAAUACAAAAGCACUUCCCUUACUAAAUUUGUUUAUGUUAUAGUUACUGAUAUUUUCUAUUAAAUAUAAUUUCUAUUGCCUUUAUUUAACGUAAUUUGGUUCAUUCAAAAGUCAAAGGCCAUGCAAAGUCAAGAUAAAGCACUGUAUUAAAAGUGCAAACAAAACUUUAUUUUGGCAUUGAUUGUAUAUUUUCUUUAAAUCACUUGUAAAGGAAAAUUAUACUUUACUCUCAAACUAAAUUUGACAUUAAUAUAUAGUCAACAAGACCUAGAAUACUAUAACAAACAAUAUUUUUUCGUUUAAAUAAGAGAAAAAUAUUAAUAAUCGCUGUUGUUUUCGUACAACUGGCAUGAUAUUUUUUGUGUCUUUCGUAUUCCCUUUAAAAAAAUAGAUUCAUAUUUGUCUUUUGUAGUGUUAUAAGUCUUUUGCAAACAUACGAGUUAAAUUGUCCAAUUCAAAUUAAAAAUCGACUUUAAACAGCAAGAAAGAGGCAGCAAACUAAAUAAAAUUCUGCCAAAAACAUUGCCGACAGUGCACGAAUUCGCUCGUACGUAAACACGGGCUAGUGCUGAUUGGACGAAACGUUUUUCGCACGUGUGAAAUAAUCGUUUCGCGUUUCUGAUUGGUUGACGUUAAUCUUGAAAGGGCUUUUCACAUUAAUAAAACCGUGCGUAAAUAUCAGUAUCGAUAUAAUAAAUCUUAAUAUUUCAGUUCAGAAUUGCUUCCAGUACGUAGCUUCUGAAAAUUCUUGGCAACUUUUUCCAUCACUACCAUGGAAUUACCCAAAAGCUGUGAAACCACCGGAUAUGGUCCUCACAAUUAAAGCCGGUUACGGACGAGCAAGUUUUCUAUGACAAGUUUUUAUGUGACAAGUUUUAUUUGCCAGGUGCACGUGUGUAUAUGCAACAAAUUUUAUAUGACAAGUUUUCAUAUGACAAGUUUUAUUUACUGGUGUGAACGUGUCCACAAGUUUACUUUGACAAUGUAUUAGUAGCCAGCAAUGUUAUACAGCGGCCAACGCGAACGCUGGUCAAUCACAUCAAAUGCUCAGAUUACUUUGACAAGUUUUCUUUGUUGACCCAUACAGACGAACAAAAUUUGUACUUUGACAAUUUUUUCUAUGACAAGUGCACUUGUUCAAAACUCAAAAGCUAGCAUCAUAGCUUUUGAACAAGUGCACUUGUCAUAGAAAAACUUGUCAAAGUUGCGCGUACAGACGAGCAAAUAAAACUUGUCACAUAAAAACUUGUCAUAGAAAACUUGCUCGUCUGUAACCGGCUUAAUAAAAAGAAACUUAAAUUUAUAAAUACUGAAUUUUAUUCGGGGUUAUACCAAUCAACGGCCAAUUUUGGAAAGUCUGAAAAAAUCACUCUAUCCGGCUGAUAGCGCUUUUCGUCCUUCGUACAACCGCCCGCUGGGCGGUAACAGUAGAAGAAAAAUGAAAUUCCAUGCCAAUUGCCCAAGAUAAUUCUACUAAGAACAUUCCUCCAGUAGUGAGGAUGUGUCAAUUUCUAAAAGCGUCUGAAUGGCAGCUUUAUAACUCGUAACAAAAGCUAGAUACGGGCGAUACGAAAAAUCAAUCCAUUUUUUCAACAGAAAUUGAUUUGGUUACAUCAUUCAUUCAACAUAUUACCAUUUAUAGGUGGACGUAUGCAACCCUGACGAUCGUAAAGUGAACUUCGGUGCCCUCCGUAUUGGCCAGUCAGCGGAACGUAUUGUGAAACUACGCAACAACAGUCCAGCGGCAAUCACAUUUUCAUUGGUCAUUACUCCAUCUUUGCCGAUUCUUCAACAGUCUUCUGUUCUUACUGUAUCUCCUUCGUCUGAAAUCACGUUAGAGCCGAAUGGAGGUUCAUGCAAUGUCCAUGUGAUGUUCACGCCCACUACACGAAUUCCACAGUUUACUGAAGAGGUAUUUCAUAAUUUAUAUUUUUUACUUGGAUCACGGACACAGUUUAUUUUGUGAUCCCAAAACCAUUUAUUUUGUAUAAAAAAUAUAUUUUUGAUAAAAACUAAUGCCGAAAGAGCGAAGAUAAAAACAUAACAGAAUAAAUUUUUUUUCAAAAAUUUAAAAGCAAAAACUCUUUGUAGUCUUUAUGAAAGUAAAGUCAACAAGCACUUGUAUUGUCUGAAAAAUCUUAGAUGUGUAAAAAUUUCAAGAUUUACAGCAAUGUUCGAAGUACUGAUUUAAAAAAUGAACAGCGGUGUUUUCUUAGGUUUAAGCCAAGUUGUGUGCAUAGCCAAACUGUUAAAAUAUUACCAUGCUGAAGAGCCUGUAAAUGCAUGCACUAGUUGUUUAUAUAAAGCCUAUAAAAUGCAACCUACUUCAUAUAUUUUAGAAAUUGAUGGUUCUUCAGUUAGAAGUCUUAAACAUUGUUUUUUUUUCGUUUUGUACAAAAAAAUUUAAAAAAAAACAAUGAUCGUGUUGCCAUGGCACACAUGACGCGAGCAACACGAGCCUGUGUUCAGUGUUGGCGUAAUUCGGAAUACUUCAGGUUGAAACCAGAGGGUUGAAACAGUGUUUGGAACAUAAAGGCGAGGGGUGGCUGCAUGCAUGUAUGUAGUAUUUAAAACACGAGGCGCAGCCGAGCGUUUUAGAUAUGAUAAAACGUGAGUUCGAGUGUUUUGAAUAGCUUAAAAUACGAUUACAAAAGAAUACUAAUUAGGAUGAACAAUUAUAUAAUACUAAUUAGGAUGAACAAUUAUAUAAAGAAUACUAAUGAAGAUGAGUUUUAUCAGAUAUAAGGUCACUCCACGUGACAUAUUAUGGCUGACAUGAUUUGCCACAAGGUUUAUGAAUUUUUAAUGAGUAUUUUAAUUCUAGUAAAAAUCUAGUAAUCUCGUUUUUGUUCCAGGUGAUGUUAGAAUGUGCAGGACUGUGUCAAACAGUGUUCCUUGUCUCUGGUACGUGCCAGGCAGUUGACAUCAAGCUAGACAGUACCUCAGUUCCAUUUGGUGCAGUAGUUAUAGGAAGUCAAAGUUCCCGUGUCCUGGUCAUGCAGAAUCUUGGAGAUAUUGGUGCGAGGUUUUCAUGGAACAUGAAUGAAUUCAGUUCUGAUUUCUCAGUCGAACCAAUCAAGGGGUAUUCUUCCCCGGGAACUGAGGUCUCAUUUGAAUUGAAGUUCUGCCCGCAGAAAGUUAACCAAGAUAUCAGGAAUGAGGUAAGGCUGUUCUUUUUUAUUGGAGAAUUUAAUAGCUGGCCAUUCAUCGCUGACGAAUUUCUAGGCGCAGGAGAUAAAUAAUUGUGUCGCACUCCCCAAUUCCGACACCAUUCUCCUGUAAUAUUUCAAUUCCAGGCAGCAGUUUGAAUUGUAGGCUUUUUCGCUGACAACUCGGUAGAAAACAGCAAAAUUAUGCUACGAUCCCUUGUUACCUCCAUCUUUCUGUAUAAAUUGACCCUAGAAGUUCCUAUCACGCAAUUUUCAAUCCAUCUAAACAUUGGGUAUACCCAAUGCAAUGUGGGAUACAUGUGGGUCAAACAUGCUUUGUUUGACAGUGGCGUGACGUAAGGACUUCUGAUGUCAAUUAGUUUGUCCAUGCUGCCUUGGCCACCGAGUUUCCUGCGGAGGAGGCUAUUUAGGGACCGGUCAUUAUUUAUGGCGGGGGGUGGCACCGAAGAGAAAAGGGUUGGGCAAACAAAAUUUUGAGUAAGUAAAAGGUUGGGUAAAUAAAAAACGAAACGACUCAAAGGUUGGGUAAUAAAAAAUUAUUUUCAUUUCCAAAGCAUAACUCACUCAAAUAUUGAAGACUGAAAACUUCAAUGUCAACAGUCAUAUGUCAAUACAAUAUGUGAAUCAGUCACUAUCUUGAUGAUUUUCCGAUUUGUUGGGAGACAAAUGCUGUCUCCAAAGAAAGUAAAUGUGCAGACAACAUGAAACUUUAGACUGCAGAAAAGUCAGUAAAUUUCACAAGCCGAACGUUAUCCGGCAAACUCGUAUCACAGAAGUGGUAAAGGACAUGUGUGACAACUGAAUGACAUCCUUUUGUAACGUUUUUGGCCAGGGGUGGGUAUUUAUUUUUAAAAUGAUAUUUGAGGUUGGGUAAUCAAAUUUUUGAUUUUUUAAUGGUUGGGUCAGCAAAAUUUUUGGCACGAAAAACAUUUCUCUUUGGUGCCACCCCCCACCAUAAAUAAUGACCCGUCCCUUACUAAAAACUGUUGUGUUUUAUAAAUUACCAAAUAAAAUCUCUUGUUCAAUUUCACUAAAGGGUGGAAAACCUGAUACGUUUGGAGCAAUUUGAAAUUUACUAGUUUACUUAAAUGUUGUCUAGUUGAGUUGUAUGAUUGAAGGAAGCAAUCCAUUGAAAUUGGUGCUAACUGGAAGUUGUGUUUUCCAAACUCCUGUGAAAGAGGUAUGGUAUACUGACAAUACCUGCACGCACGUCGUGUUUUUGCACAGAGUACUGAGGUUAUAGUUAAGCAUUUCUAUUAGAUGGUUGGGCAAAAAGAACAUAGCGGGGUAUCUACGUUAAGGAUGUAACUACCUAUAUAGAAAAAACAUUCAUUGGCAUUUCGAAAAAAAAGUCGCGGGACGAAGAACGGCCAUAUACAUGUUCUCCGAAGAACGGCCAUAUGAUUAUCACAGUUUGUCAAGUUGUGAUGGCCUGGAAGCCCGGCAAACUUCAAAGCCACAAAGUGGAAAACCUUUGUCUGAUGUUGAACUGUAACUUGCCUUAAGGUACGUUUACACGCUGCGAUUUGUCGGGCCGAUUUUGCUCGCUGUAUGUAAAUAACCUGUCGUGAGUACUCGCGUCAGCACCUUGCGAUUCACAAAAUCGGGAGAAAAAUCUGUUACAAAGCACAGAUUUUUCUCACGAUUCAACGAUUUCUCUUCCGUUGUAAAGUUGUUGAAAACUUUUCGCACGCAGAAAACUAUAAUAUGAACAGACGAGAGAGCGGACAGCUUCAAUUGAACGUUUAAAUCGCUAAAUGUCGAAGAAGGGGCAUCGAUAAUUUACCAAAAUCGGCCCGACAAAUCGCAGCGUGUAAACGUAGCUUUACACAAAUCCUUUGUCUCAAUUUCAUUAAAUAUUAUUCAUUGUGGUUGCACGUUUCAUCUCAGCUAUCCCUAUUGGACGGUUACUUCAUUAUACGAAAAUACAAUGAGCUCAAUCACCGUGACCGUGCACAAAUUAACAGAAUCUCAGACAAUGACUUAUGAAUGACUUAACAAUGACUUAUGUUUAGUUUCCAGAUCAUCAUACCUUGAUAGACUAUGUAUGUCAGGAUAGUUCUACCAUCCUGUCAACUUUCCCUGUGGGAGGAAACCGGAACGCCCGAUUAAAUAUCUAUACGACUUUCGGCAGAGCCUUGACAGAUUCUUUUCACAUGAGUCCGUAGCGAGGAUCGAACCCAAAGCUCCUAAAAUUUGCGAUGCAACAUCACAGCAUUUAUUUUUUCUCAGGUUAUUCACUUUUCAACGCACGUUCGUACGCGUGAAACUCGUAGUAUUGUGUUGAACAACCGUAGUAACCUCCUGUGGCAAUUAUGUCCGAAAAUCGACGGCGCGUAUUGGUCAGGUGCUGAUCUCAUUACUGUGGAACCAUUGCAAAGUAAAAAUUACGAGUUGAUAUACAGGCCAUUGGUGAUGACACACGAGGGGAAAAGACACCAGGUACUCGAAUAGGAGAACUUUGAAUGAAAUGAUUGGUAUAAUAAGGAAAUUGGCAGGCAACCCCCUUUUCUGUAGGUAAGGAAGGUUGCGCCCACUAUAAAAUCAUUUUGGUUAAAAUUUCCUUAAAUACCAGAAAUAGCAUGCACUAUUUGGGUUAUUGAACUUAAUAUUCCUGGUUAAAUUUGCAAGGCGGAAACUUGAAAUGUUUGUAUAUUAAUAUUUUUUGGACAAAAUAAGUGCUUGUUCACCUUGUUGACUUUACUUCUAUAAAGAGUUUUUGCUUUUAAAUCAGUUUUGUUAAAAAAAUUAUAUUCUGAUUUCUGUUCAUGUCUUCUGUUCUUCGCUUUUUCGGCAUUAUUUUUUUCAAAAAUAUAUUUUUAACCAGUUUAAAGGCAUGUUUACAUGGAGGUAGUGUGAGCCUAGCAGAAUGGUUACCCUAGUAACCGCGAAACCCUAGUCUCUUGUGUUUGCGCGUUCCGUUUACAUGCGCGCUAUAGGGUUACCUAUAGGGGUAGGGUUACCCUCAUGUCAAAUAGAUAGGAUGACCCUGCAGAAGGGCUAUGUUUUUUGUUUACAUAAGCCAAGUAAACGCCAGAUAGGAUCACCCUACCAAGCGGGCCAUGUCGUACCAGCUCUGAGUAUCAACACGUGUAUAUAUUUUAAGCCAUAUCAUGAAAAUAUAAGAGGACGGAUACUCACUCGCAUAAAUAAAAGUUCUGCCACCAGAGUAUGAAUGGUGUCAGUGAAGAGAUUUUGGGGACGAAGCGGGAAAGGCUCGCAGUCGGCCGAAAUCCUAGCAAAGCUAUUUUGCGCUAUAUAAAACAAUAUAGCGCCCUGCUAAUGUGCUGUAGUGUGCGUAGUGUGCUGUAUGCAUAUAAAUGUAGCGGAGUGCCAUUUAAAAUAACUGCAUGAGAUGUAAACGCGCUGUAAAAGAAAUGCUGCGUAGUGCCAUAAGAUUAGCGUAUAGUGCGCUAUAUAAUUUAAGAAUAAAGCGCACUUAGCUCAUUGCUACAAAUAAAAGUUAUAGCGUUCAUGUGCUGUAUUUAGGAAUGUAACGGAAUAACACGGCAUUCAAUGCAUGUGAAUUAUACGAAUUUGAGCCUUUAAGCAAUCACUGGUAGUAUGCCGACCUUGUAAUUCUGCAAAAUCUUUUAUGACGCCGCAAAAUUCUAAAACGUAUAACAAGCACUGGUGACCUUACCUCAUGUAAACAUUGAUCGUUAUUUUUGACCCUCUUGGUAUGUUACCCCUAGUGGUAGGGUCAUCAUACUUCCAUGUAAAUAGGUGUUUGCUAACAUGUAAACAGUUGCUGGGUGUAUUUUCAUUGUGCUUUUAUAACCGUUAAUUUUUCCCGUAUUUUUUCCGCCGCCAUAUAUCCUGCUAGUAGAGAGCCAAUCAGAUUAUAUCCGGUAUAGGUGUCUAUAUAAUAAUAUUUCAUAUCUACCUAUGGUUAAAUUUACUAUAGUCGGGAAAGAGUGAAAAUGACAACGAAAUGUUAGCCAGGAAAAUUAAGUUAACCCAAACAUAGGGUUAUUUAACCAUAAUGAUUUUAGAGUGCAUGCACCCUCUGUACCCUCCAUGCAGUAAAUCCAUCCAUAAUAUGUUACCGCGCAAAAAUGAUAAUAUUCAAUUAUUAAUUUAGUUCUUCUCGUAUAAGUUCCACAUGUUAUUAUACCAUUGCUAUUUCUUUCAACAGGGUUCCGUAUUCUUUCCCCUGCCCGAUGGCAAUGGUUUGCUGUACAACGUGACCGGAAUUUCUGAAUCGCCUAAAGCUGUCAGUAAUAUUGUCCGGGAUAUACCAUGUAAAACCAACUAUACUGAAUUAUUGACUGUUAACAAUUGGUUGAAAAAACCUCAAAGGUAUAUUUGUAUUUGUUACAUUUACCAGUAUAUGCAACAAUAGACCUCUAUUGCCCUAUUUGAGUCAAUUUGCAAUUUGAAAUUAGCACUCUGUAAAUUCCAGAAAUGAAAAGACUGGUCAAAAUUAGAUAGACUAUAUUUUAAAAAGUGGCACUAGCGUCGUUUUUAGAAACAGAAAAUUGGAUAGAAAAUGUAUGGAAUUUUGCAGUAAACGAGCAUGCGUGCUCUUCAAACCUCGAUUCAUGGCACGUCGGCUCCAAACUUUUUGGACUUACUAACUUUGAUCUUUCCAUUUGUGGUAGUUACAGAGUCUGAACAUCGAAUUUUACAUCGAUUCAAAAAACGUGAUGAUAAAGGUCUAUGAUACUACAGUUUGCAAUCAACUAUGAACUUGGGCUAUGAUAACGCUUCGAGAUGGCAAAGGAUUGUAUGUUCAUAGAGUCAGAUAGAAAUUUUUGCUUUCCUCUUUUGCUCUACAUUUGCAUCGCAUUCAAGCUGCUAGGUCAGACAUAUUUUGUCGUGCUGAUAUGACGAUAAUACCCAAGUAUGGAAAUUGGAUUUCCACACUAUCUAGUAAAUAUUUUUUUUAAAAAUUUUCAGUGAGUGCUAUUUUCAUACUCCGUAUACAUGGUAUAGUAACAUCUAUAUCUGUAUAUUAUGGCAGGUUUUUUAAUACCUCAUUUAGUAUUGAGGAACUUACAUAUCGGUGUGACACACACGAUAUUUCACAAGCUUAAACACCUCCUACACAGCAGAUUACUAGUUUCAUAUUAUUCUUGCACUGCCGAGUGCAACGUCACUAGUUUAUGGAACUAAGUUUAUGGAAAAAUACGGAACUAGUUUUUCAUAUAUCGGAAGAUGGUUCUGAAAUAGAAUUCCAUAUCUCUGAGGAUGUUUGUGAAAUAAAUCAGAUUAAACAAACUAAUGACUUUAAGCAUGUUUUCUUUCAGAUUCCGCGUAAUUACUGAGAUGAUAAAACCGGACAAACUAGAUGGUUCUACCGUAUUGAAAGGUCUUCAGUAUAUCGAUGUUCCUGGACAGAUGAAGAAGGAUUAUAAAAUAGAUUUCUAUGCCCACAAGGAAGGGACGUUCAGUGCUAAGGUUUGUUCAUUUUGGUAAAAUAGGACAUUCUAACACUGGAAUUUUUUUCAAAAUCCUUACUAUGGAAGUAGUAUGGAUCUUAGUUGAAAAUAGUAUGGAAAUCUAAUUUUAGUACUAAUUGUAAUUUCCAUACUGUGGAUAUAGUAUGGAAAUAUUAUGAAUAUAAUAUGGAUUUAGUGAUGCAAUCGCAAAUUCCAUUGUACGAAUUUCCAGCGUAAUAAGCCAAUUUUGGGUUUCAACUGCUCAUCCAAUAUAGUAAUGAAUGACUGGAUUACUUGGAGAACAGACAGUGGGAUUCUCAAACCAAUAAAACCAGUGGUGGAUCCAGCAAAGUUUUUUUGUUUUUUUUGGGGGGGGGUUGCUAACCAAUGGCGAAACGAGCGCCGAAGGCGCGAGGUUUGUAGGGUGGUCCGGGGGUAUACUCCCCCGGAAAAUUUUUAAAAUUUGGGUCUCUGAAAUGGCAUUUCCAGCAUUCUGAGAAAACACUCUGGAAAAUUUUUAGAUUCUGAAAACAUUUAAAAAUUCAGAAUAUUUAAUAUUGGCUAUUCCGCUAGUGUCAACUGGUGAUACGCAACUGAAUUCCUUAACAUAAGUUGGUUAGAGUUAGGAUAAACGUCAUUUUUGCACCCCCCCCCCCAUGCACCCCCCUGUUGACCAGAUCCCCUAAAUCCACCACUGAAUAAAACAGACCAUGGGAAAUUUAAUCUUCAUCGCAGAUGGCCUUAUGGCUCCAACCUGUUAAAAUAGUAUAAAGCUUGAGUAAGUGAUGUUAUAAAGCAUCAAGAUGGCCAUAACUACAUGUAACCUUCUGGACAAUAUUCAGUAUACCGCGCAAUUUUGUCUGCCAAUAAAUUUCGUAAACAUUCGAACUUUCGACACCACACCUAAUUUUAGUGUACAGUGACAACCAAUUUGCGCAAUGAUAAUGCGAAUGUGUGCAGUGAUAUAAACAGUGAAAAUGUGCAGUGACAACAUUUUGCUGUGAUCAAUUUUUGUUUUUUAAAAUAAUGUAUUUUAAAAUAUGCUAUUCCAAGAAUUGCAUGCGAUAUAAAAGCAAUCAAAAUAAUGCACCGUUUUGUAUAAUUAGUGGAAGACAUUUCUAAUUGUCUGAACUUUGUGAAAAGAAAGCCUGAUUUGGUUUAAAAAGUCUUGCAUUGAUUGCGGUUUCUGAAUAGCAUUUACUCUAUGGGCGCUUUCCAUUUAAUGACCUGACCGGUCAGCCACGAAUUUUUGUCUCCAAAGAUCUGGUCUAUGUUUCUCAAAUAUCUAGCGAAAAUGGACCUCAUUCUAAUUUUAUCUAAAUUUUCCGGUCAUAUAGGCCCAAGCCCAAACGUUUUGUGUUCCAUUCAACAAUUUGACCGUUCUGGCCGUGUUAAUGGAAAGCACCCUAUGAGUCACUCCAUGCAAAAUAAUUGUCUCCUGAAACAAUGAAGAAUAUAAUGCGGUGCAGCUGGCUUUGCGAAGGCGUCCUUUUUUUUACCAUGUUUUGACGAUUUCUUGUUCUUUCAUUUUAGAUUAUCUUCAAAAACGAGCAGACAUCAGAAUAUUUAUUCUAUUACGUGACAUUUAAAGCUACUCCACCUGGUAUAAUAUCAACUAUCGAUCUUACUACACCAGUGCGUCAGUCUGCAUCUCACGUCAUCAGUUUGUAUAAUCCAUUAACUGUGCAAGUCAACUUCUCGACUGCUUCGACGUUAUCAGACAUUCUGCUUCCACCAAAUUUCACUGUGCCACCACAAUCGGAGGUAAGAGGUUUCCUGAUAUUGGGGUUCAGAUAUUCAAUUCCCCAAAAUACGAGGGGGAGGUGAGAGCUCUAAAACUUUCAACUGCCUUUUUUGUUUGACAUUUAGUAAAUUAAAAACAACGAAACAAAACAAAAACAAAUGAUUACUUGAGUAUGCAAAUCCUAUGAAAAUCGUUUCGAUGAUGAUUCAUACCAUAUUAUUUGAGCUAGGAUUAGUUAGGCACUGUUCAGCCAGCAAGAAAGGCAGUUUUGGACAGCCCAUAUUCUUGUAAUCUUCAGUUGCCAUGUUGGAGAAACAUUAACAAAAGAAUGUUAUUAGCAGCUGUUGUAUUUGGAACGUGUUUUCCUCUCACAUCGCCGCUAUAUCUUUGUUUUAUAAAUCCCAAGGGGUUUUGUUUAGUUUUCUUUAUUCCUCAUAUAUUAUAUCUUCUUGUUUUUGUAGGGAUCUUUUACAUUCGACUACCUUCCACUAAAAUCUGGUGAGGUAACAGGUCGUCUGACAUUAUCCAGUUCCGAACUCGGAUUUUAUCAAUAUGACCUGAACUUGACAGUAACACCAGCUGGUCCUGAAAAUCAAGUACAUUUCCGAACUUAUCUUGGUUCAACACAGAAUCAAACAUGUCGUUUUAUCAACUUCUGCAAAUCCCGUGUUGAAUACAUUUGUAAGGUAAGGGAUAGCCUUGUGAUUGAACUCAAGGUGAAAGAGAAACAUAUUUGUUCACAAGACAUGUGGACUUGACUUUCACGUGCGCUUGCCAUGCUAAAACAGACAAACAUGGAAACGAGGCCAUUGGGGAAAAAGUGCAAAUAAACAGGAAAGUCUAUUUAUUCAAUAUUCGUAUGUUUUUUAAACAACAUACAAUAGCUCAGUCAACGAAAACAUCCUCGUCAUCGAUAACUAAAGGCGACUAUGAAUUAUAUCCCGUUGAGCAUUCUAAUCCGCCAUAGUUGUUGAAACUGUUGUCUGUAGAAAUUCUGAGACGUAAAAUCUUCAUGUUUAUUUUCCCAGGUUGACAACCCUGACUUCCAUGUCGAACGUUCGAUCACAGCAGCUUCAGCCUCAAGUGGAGGUACUGAAGUUAACGUCGAGGUGAUAUAUGAACCUAGUUGCCUUGGCAACUCCCGCGCUACAUUACUGCUGACGUCACCAAUGGGUGGAGAUUACACCUUCCCUUUGUACGGUUAUGCCGCCCCACCUAAACCACAAGGACCAUACACGAUCAAGGCUGGUGCAAGUGCUUCGAUACCUUUCAAAAACGUGUUCCCCCAGGCUACACAGUUCACGUUUCAUGUUGAUAACCCCGUGUUCAGUGUCAAACCAACGGAGACAAUACGAGCGAAGAAAGUACACAAUGUUGUCGUGACUUUUGAUGGUAACCAAGGCAACGCAAAGACAACACGUAUGGGACGGUUGGUUGUUGCUUCUGCUUCGAGUGCUAGUCUCACCCACAACAUUGAGUGGGUUUAUUAUCUUAAGGGCGUUACCCCAUAAAUUCUCUUCUGCUUUAAAUAGACAACCUUGUUUGUACAUGUUUACACCCCUGUAUAUUUCUGUAUAUUUUGGUAAUUUUAUUGCCUGCAGUUAUAGAUAUAAUAACACUUUUUAUGUGUGCUUUAAAUAUGACAUUACAUUUACAAUAAACUUUUUACCAUAAUAUUUAGUGCAUUCGUGGGGUUUUUUUCUUAAAAUGUACCAAUGACACCUUACUCGUAUUUAAUGGGUGAUGAUCAUGUGCAAGGGCUGAUCCAGGGUUUUUGAUGACUGGUUUACUAGGUGAAAAGGUUCACCCAAAUAAUAGGGUGGUCCCCCCCCCGGAAAAAAAUUAAAAUUUGAGGCUCUGAAACAGCAUUUCCUGCGUUCUGGCGUCGCUUUUUAAAUAAAUUUAAUGAUUAGAAAAUG
Paramuricea clavata is the source of this 21015-nucleotide messenger RNA. The record is from the annotation of a GenBank genome assembly. Lineage: Eukaryota; Metazoa; Cnidaria; Anthozoa; Malacalcyonacea; Plexauridae.